AUGGCAGGAGGUAGGAACGAUCGUGCAAUCGCUGAUGCUCUACAAGCGAUGGCUCAGGCUCUUGGUAAUUUGAACCAACGACCAGAGAUAGAUUGGUUAGAGAGAUUCCAGCGAAAUAAUCCGCCAAGCUUCCGUGGAGGUUAUAAUCCUGAUGGAGCUGCUGACUGGAUUUUUGAAGUUGAAAAGAUAUUCCAAGCUAACUUUGCCUGCCUUCAUGCUUUCUGGAGAGGCUGGCAUUUGGUGGCAAGGUGCUUUGCAAAGAAUGAUAGUUGCAGCAAGGAGAAAGAUUCUGUGGCUGAGUAUGUGACUAAGUUUGAAGACUUGGUCAGAUUUUGUCCUAUGUAUGAUGGUGUGGGCAAUGAGGAGGAAAAACUUGUGAAUUUUGUGAGUGGUCUUCGCCCUGAGAUUAAACAAGUUUUCAAUUAUCAAGAGAUCACUCACUAUCAUGAAUUGCUAAACAAGUGCCGAGUAUAUGAUGAGGACAACCGUGCUAGGGUAACUCAUUAUAAGAGUGGAGGACCCAUGAGGAAUAAUAAGUUUGGUUCAUCUAGUAAGAGUAGACCUUACAUCAAGUCUACUGGGGACUCAAGUUCUAAGGUGAAUAAUCAAGGUUCUGUGCAACAAAUGAGCUAA
Messenger RNA from Cajanus cajan (pigeon pea), 633 nucleotides. The record is from RefSeq and is a predicted model, not a curated record. NCBI's taxonomy places the organism in Eukaryota, Viridiplantae, Streptophyta, Magnoliopsida, Fabales, Fabaceae.